CCUCCAUGGAUGUAAUUUUCUUGUGAACUUUACCUCGGAUUUUACCUGAGAAAACAGGAUAAAAUUAUGUAAUAACAGAAUAAAUACAUGCAUUCGAUAGAUAACAUUCUUAUCUUUGCAUAUAUAUUGUUUUGGUGUAAAUGUGAAGCGUACUGUAUGUGUGAACAAGGGUUUUUGCGGGCGACACCCAGCUCUACGCAUCGGAUUUCUGUAUACAAAUGUACAGCUGGUUCAUGUACAUUUUGAUGGCCUAUGCUUUAUGGAUUUGUGUACAACAAUGUAGACGCAUGUCAUGAUAUUCUAGAGUUGCAAAACUACUUCUGUGAGGAAUACAUCAUCUGAGUAUAUAUCUAUAGUCUGAGUCAUUGUAUUUGUUGAAGAAGGUAGAAUGUUCAACCACACCCUGAACUAGAUCACCAUGGCAACCAAUAAAAGGUGCGCUAUUGCCCAAGACCCAGACUAUGAAGAGGUCGCUAUCCAUCAAAACAAGCGACAGAAGACGAUUGAGAAGGAUGGGAAAGAGGCGACGAAGAAGAAAAUUGAAGGUAUAAUUCGGCGACAAUUUGUUCAAGAGAUCAUGAACAAAGAGCAGGAGAUUCUCAAGAUUGAUGAUCGUAUCAAUAAUUGUCGUGCUGUGCUUGACAAAAUGCGAGCAUGCAUCGUGGCAAGGUAUUACGGCUGUGCUGGACAAACCGGAGGGGCCAUGGGCCAAUCCCUGGGAAGAUUGUCAAAUCAGCAGCCUUCUAUUCAUCCCUCGGUGAAGAGAUUCCUGGGGAAGACAACGAGAUCUUCAGGCUCCUUUGCGUCGGUCAGAAGAAAUGUGACGAAGAAGAAUGAUGCUGAGGCUGAGGGGAAAGUCGAGUCAUUUUCACGCCCUGCCACACCUCUACCGGUCGAGAAGAAUGCAAAGGUUGAUUCCCACAAAGCAGACGUCACAGAGGGCAAGAAGUCGAAUACCACUGAUCCGUUUGACGUGAAAAGGUCAUCAAGAUUCAAGGUCAAGAAGAGAAUCAUAGUUGGUAAUGUCUCAAAGUAUAUACCAUUGGACAAGCGAGAAGACAAUGACCCGGCCACUCACAAGUGGAUGGUUUAUGUUCGUGGUCCGCCGGACGAAGCCAAGAUCUCAACCUUUGUGAAAAAGGUCUGGUUCUUUCUUCAUCCAAGUUACAGGCCGAAUGACUUGGUGGAAAUGAGUCAGUACCCGUAUCAGCUGACUCGUCGAGGUUGGGGGGAGUUCCCGAUCCGAGUGCAGCUCCAUUUUAAGGAUACUCGUAACAAACGUGUCGACAUCAUUCAUUUACUCAAGCUUGACAAGACUUACACCGGCCUGCAGACACUGGGAUCGGAGACAACUGUCGAUAUCGAAAUUGAACGGGAGGACAUGCCUGCAGCUACUAUCACCAAACCUCUCCCCCAGGCAACGUCAACCCCAGUGCAAACGCAGCAGGAAAAAAUCCCGAACAAACGUGUCAUUAGCAGCAGUUUGUGUUCAACUAAGAAUGAAAGAAAAAGUUUAGACUCUUCUGGAAAUAGUGUCGAUUCUGACGCGCAGAAUAGCGGUAUCCCUAAAAGAUGUGGGAGCGAAAUCUCAGAUACUAGUAUGGAAAGUGACAGUUUAGGUGGAGUUUUUGGUUCAAAUAAACUAACAAGAGAAAAUGGUUUAAAACGGACGAGUUCCCUGUCGAGUAACAUGUCGAGUAGUUCAGAACUAUUUUCCCUUGAUCAACGGAAGUUUUCUAUUGAUGAGUGGUCCGCUGCCAGUAAUAGUCGCGUGCCAUCCGUGACAACGACUAGUCCCUCGGAUGUAUCUGCGCCAACCACGUCACGUGGCACAACGCCAGAUUUCACCUCUGUGAAGAUAAAAGAAGAACCAGUUGAUGAGAUGCCACCUCGUGUCAGGAUUUGUAAACCAAAUAUUAGUCUGAAUUUGACGGAGGGACCCCUCGCACCUUCUGGGGGGAUACAGAUUAAGACUGAAACAGGGGAUUUGGAGGAUGUCAGCAGUGCUGUGACUACUCCUGAUUCUGGUAUUGGGAUACGUCCAGAACCAAUGGAUUUGGGUGCAGAUGGUGCCAGUUCAACAAAAGAAAUACCUGAAGCACUUAACAAUGUUCCAUCAUCUGUUCCCAGUUUCGGCUCUAGUUCAAAUGAAGCUUUGUCCUCUUCAAAUGUGUCACCAGCGCCACCAGUGGCUAGUAACAAAACUAGUCUUCAGAGUAUGGUUACUGCUGUUUCAGGUGUUAAUAAAGACCUCACAGCUCCGGGAGGAAAAGGGAGAGGUUCUCAUUCUUCAGGAGCUCCUGUACAGAAUCUCUACAUUAAAUGUGUUGAUCCGAAGGGUAACGUUUGCCUGAUACCUCAGCAUCUUCUUAUGAAAGCUCCGCAGGGAACCUCUAUUGUAAAACCUGCUGUGAGUCCACUGCCUGCGGCAGGAAAAACCGGGACAGGACAGAAUGUUGUGAAGUCACCUGCCGGCACUAUUCAGAUGUUGAUACCAACUCCAGGGAUUACUCCACCAGGAACUAAACCGAGAAGUUCUGUGCCAAUGUUGAGGCCAACCGACUCCAAUCUUCCUGUCCGAGCAACAAAUGUUGUCAGUUCAGCAGUGCAGCUAGGAAAUUUGGUUCUCCGUGCAACACCACCUGGAGUUGGUCCAGGAACACAGAAAGGGUCUGCCGCUAAAGCUCAACCGGCAGUUACGAGACUGUUUCUAGAUCCAACUGCUGGUGUCCAGGUUGUUGGCAAACCGGAACAGAUGACUGUAUCGUCAAGGCUUAAACCUCCAGGUUCUGUGUCUCUUCUGAAUCGUUUACCUUCCCUAGCAACUAGUGUUAAAACGUCUGUUGCUACAACACCAGGACUUGUUACCAUGGGAACCAGCAGUGUUAGGCAGCCAUCGCCUGGGAAACCCGGAAAAGGGGCAUCAGUGCCUCCUCUCCUAACUUUGAAAAACCUGUCCCCAAAUCCCCCAACUUCCGUGAACUUAAACUCCGUCCCCACCGAAUCAUCUCUGGGUCAAAAUCCUAAUGUGCUAACGAUCACGUCCCAAUCAAGCCCGAUACCCAGUGCCACUGGCCCUCCUCCGACGGCACAGCUCGUCAAGGCAAAUAUGGGCGGGAAAGUUGUCUUGCUACAACUUUCCCCAAAUCAACAACCUGUGGCAAAUAAGGCAGCAAAAGUGUUAACAGGUGGUGCUACGAUAAAGACUGAAAUUGGGGUGAAAUCUCUACCAAGUCUUGCAGAAAGUAACUCUGUGGUGAAAACAGGUCCUGAUGGCAAUAUAACGAUUACUUUGGGAACAGGAAACUAUCAGGCUGCCUCGCAAAAUGUGCAAAAACCAUCAAGUUUACUCAAAACUGGUUCCCAGAGUUAUACGACAAAGAAUAACAGCAUUUUCCACCAGGAGAGCAGAAUCUCAAAUGUGAAGACCCUACCAAAGGAACAAUGGGUGAAAUAUCACCAGAAACGGGUCGACGAGGUCAAACAAACGGAGAAACCGGUCAACCCUGACCUCUACAAUGACUUUGCAUCACUGUUGAAAGCAGUCAUCCGGCAAUAUCCCAUUGUUCACACAAAUCCAGACCGAUCCAUCCAUCCAUACUGUGCGAGAAACCUGCAACAUUUCAGAGGAUGGAACAUUGGGAAACGGCGCGCAGCAGAGUGGCAGAGAGCUUCUGAUGUUCAAACAAGGCUUCAGACCCUGUUAAAAGAUGGCAGCACCUUCAAAGGAGAGAAGAUCUGGUCAACAAAGCGUAUCAUGAUCUGGUGUCGUCAUCAUUUGUACACACCUCCUGAUCCGACGCACUACUCCCAAGAACCCCACCAGGUGGAAACACCAUCAAAAGUGGACAGCUUUUCGGAUAUGAGCCCGAUGGUUGCUAAUAUACAACCAUUAGAGCACACUCAGGUUGAUGACAGUGAUUCAGACAUGGAGAUUGUGGAUGUGGUUGGAAUGGAUUUUGGCAGCUCUCGUAUCAAGAAGGAUAAGAAAUCUCCAGUGAAGGAGGAGGAAAAGGUGAAGUUCUACAUGCCGGUCACAUCCGAAGCGGAGUUUAUCCGAGAUGUUGCCGAAACGGUUGGCGUUCAGCUGAAGUCAGUUGAAGUGGAGGCAGAUGUGUUUGCACCUCUUGCUGAAAGGGUCAUAUUUACUGCCAUGAAAGAAUUUACUGCAAAUAUUCUCAGAAAUGCCGCCAGAAUAAAAAUACAAAAUCAGGGUACUGGUGACGAACUGACGUCCAUAGAUAUCUAUAAGUCAAUCAAGGAUAUAAAACAGUGUGAUUUUCUCACAAACGCAGGACUUGGUCGGGAAAUUGAUCAAAAAACAUCACCCAGUAAACCUAGUUGAUGGAAGCAGUAGGACACUUGUCUGACGAGGCAAAGUUCACAUCCAGAAAUUGAUGGUCAAUUUGUGUUAAGAGACAGCAAUAUCCUGUAAACAAAGCUAUGUCAAAGACAACUUCCUUCAAAAAGUGAACACUACCACACUACCACAACUCUGUUAACUUAAUACCCCUUGUUGGACAUUGUUCACUAACCCCUCAGCAAUACGCCUGUUGCAAUGGCGGUUCCCCCUUUUCUUGGGUAGUGGUGUUCUUUUUGUUGUCUAAAAGAAGAAUGAUGUGACUGGUCAGAUAUCAUAAAUAACUCUGUUAUGUUAUUAAUAAAUGUAAUAGAUUGAUGUGUUCAUUAUUAUGAGUUUAAAUGUUCAUCUUCAUCAGCUACCUCUUCCUCAUUCAUCAUGUCAAAUCAAUUGUGUUAAUGUUUACGUACAUUCGAAAACGUUAUUUCAUUGGACACUCAACAGUUUUAGAUACCAGGGCUUGGUUGUUCAAAAGCACAAAAUUCAUGUUAUCCCCAUCAACAAGACUAGUAUAGAUCACACCAUACUUGCCAUCAGUAACGUAAAGUGUGUUUAAACUUGAAAGAAAUCAAAAUAUGCUGACUUCCCUGCUCUUCUCGCUUAAUCAAAUGGGACAGUAUCUUUUUCCAUUGGAAGAAAACUAAAUCAGCCAGUUGGUCAUCAGAAUGAAAAAGGUCCUUGGUAACUUGCUUUAUCUCAAUGAUCUGGCUUCAACUUAAUUAUGUCCCCUUAUUUCAUCUUUGCCAUAUUUUCUGGUUGUAUAGUUAUCUAUAAAUGACUGUUUUGUAUUGAUAUUUUAUUGUACUGUAUUGUACAAGGAC
This is a messenger RNA of Lineus longissimus, 5181 nucleotides long. RefSeq names its product YEATS domain-containing protein 2-like. Bases 419 to 4345 code for a protein of 1308 amino acids. The record is from RefSeq and is a predicted model, not a curated record. Gene Ontology annotation, biological process: chromatin remodeling; regulation of transcription by RNA polymerase II. NCBI's taxonomy places the organism in Eukaryota, Metazoa, Nemertea, Pilidiophora, Heteronemertea, Lineidae. Gene Ontology annotation, molecular function: histone binding. The transcript has 13 exons. Gene Ontology annotation, cellular component: NuA4 histone acetyltransferase complex; ATAC complex.